Molecule: messenger RNA, 3209 nt
Organism: Effrenium voratum
Lineage: Eukaryota; Dinophyceae; Suessiales; Symbiodiniaceae
Source: the annotation of a GenBank genome assembly
CAAAAUUGGGCUCCUGUCAGCCACAGCUAGUGUGGCCAUGAAGCGCGAUGCCUACACCCGGCGAACCUCUUCGAGUGUUGGUGGUGGGCGCUGGUUUGGGCACCAAUGCUGGCCUAGGCUUGGAGGUUCCGCUGGCGCACGGGAAGUUUUUGACGGACGGAGCUGGCGGUGUGGUGGCGGUCUCACAGGAGGAGCGCGCCCGGCGCGCAUCAUGCGUAUCCUUCCCUGGCUUCAUGGGAGAGGAGUUCUGGUACCUUUGGGAGCGCCAGGAGGGCUACCUGGGCAAUGGCGGCUUCAUCUACGGCGCGUUGUUGCAAGAUCCCAAGCUGUUGGUGGACAUGCUUCAGCAUCCCGUCACCCAGGCAGACAAGGACUUGGUCGUCAGCGCUCGCGGUGAGGAGGCAGCCGGGCUCCUUGCUGCAGAGGCCGCAGAGCUGCGAACAGGCGCCUGCGUGUCCUAUGCGGCAGCCAUCGGGGUGCUGCUGGGUACGGGGAGGUACGAUGUAGUUUUGGCCGCUUCCAAAGGCAUCAGUGAGCUUUUGCUGACUGUGCGGCAGGGAUCAAGAGUGCCGCUGGUGCUGCUGAAUGGCGCGGAGCCUCCUGCCGCCAUGGACAUCGGGGAGCUGAAGAUGGGGCCUCACUUCGGCGCCUUGGGCGCAGAGUUCCUGGGUUGCCAGGCACGGCGGCUGGUCCUCACCAGCCAUGGCGCAGAGGUGUCUCUGCAUCUUCGGGCAAAGCUGCGCGAAGCUGCGGCAACAGCACCAGGCCAGCAAGUGUUGGUGUACGCGGCGCUGGACCACCGGUGCCUACCAAACCGGGAAUGCCACUCCCUUCCGUGGUCCUUGACCUUUCCGAAGUGCUGGCAUUCAGGUUUCGGAAAGCCGCCGCGCCUCGUCUCCCCGAGUGGCGCCACCAUGGAGAAAGCAGGGGACGUCCCGCUGGUGCAACUGCUGUGCUGGGCCGCUGGGAGGGUUGACCACGUGGCGUUGCCGCCCUUCCCAGGGCCUCGUCGGUUUGCCGAGCUGCGUGUUGAGGGGACACGUCCGGGCGACUGGGGGCGGCUGAUGUUGGCUCCGACGUUGGGGGUGACUUGGGCGGCGCCACGGGCGCUGCACUGGGGCCCCAAGGCAGAGGUCUACGAUAUCCUGUUCGACGCGCAGGUGAUGGAGAUGCAGGUGGUGGUGAAACAUGUGCAGACAGGGCAGCAGACGUCAGUCGCUGAUAUCCUCGCGAAGGAAGGCCAGCGUGCUACCCGCUUGGUGCGCUUUUUCCGGUACUACCAGGACAAAUCUGCGGUCAUACGCGGCCACCUCGACACUGGCUCCCAUGGAGAGUCUGACGCAAUGCUGAUGAUCCAUGAGAUGCUGGCGAUGAACAAGAACUUGGGGAACUUUCUGUGGACGGGCUUCGUGAACCCCGCUACCGCCACUCCCCGCUUCGGCUGCGACCUCCUGGAGCUUGUCGUGGAGGUGGAGCUGGCGCGGUUGGGCGGCCCCUACCGCGGGUACCGCGCAGCCCUGCUGGAGGCGGAGCAUUGCCUCCAGGGCCAGCACAGCCUUCUGGGCUGCCUGGACGACUUCCUGGCGCGAAAGUGCGCGGAGCUCCGGGAGCAGCGCCGGACGCGGCCGGGAUCGGCGCAGGAGGAGGAGGAAUACUUCAAGAGCCACUGUGUCAAAGAGCUGGAGGGCUAUGUCCGCCGGGAACUCACCAUUGAUCAGAACAUCCCCUUGGGCGAGGUGCAGCAGCAGAUUGCAGCACUGAAGGAGGAGCUAGGCAUUGCAGAAGUGGAGAAGGAGUUAGGAAGUAGCUAUGGCCACAGCAGCAACUUCCGAUUCUUCGCGGACGGCAAAGCCUGGCUUUCCGCCGGCUGCGAGGAGGAGGACUUUGACCACGUGCGCCGCUACGUGCAAAACAACCUUGGUUCCUUGGACUUCCUCACAGAGCACCAGGAGCUGACAGAUGCAAUAGCGAGGUACCAAAAGAUCCCCGAAGAGAUUGUGCCACCUCAGUUCUUCGAGAGGAACGGCUAUUGUGUCAGGGCCUACCGUAAGUUUGGUGCUGUGGCCCAGCAGUUCAGCGGUGGCGGCUGGGCCAACUUCGCGGUAGCGCCCUUCCGCCCGAAGCAGGUUUGGGUGCGUGGCUUUGGGCCGGCAGAGACGAAGUCCGAGAUCUUUGGGCACCUGCAGGAGCUGCCCCGGGAGAUCGGCCGAGGCGGCACCACGGGCCGCCUCUACUUCUACGAUGUGGACCUCCGAAGCGGCUCCCAUGCAACGGCUCCCUUGUACAACGCCGUGCAGGUGAAUCGGGCCUCCUGGUGGGAGCCGGAACUCUAUGCCCUCCUGGCUCAAGAUCUGGCGACAGACGAUGAGCAAUGCGCAGUCUAUGAGACAGAAGCAGACUACUUGAAGACUGUGCUCCGCACGGUUUUCGAACAAGAGCUGGCGGCAGCCAAGAACUUGUGGGCAGCUGGCAUCAAGAAGGACGGUCUGCGCAGAGGCGCUCGGGACUUUCCGGCGCUGGGAUCGCUGCAGUCGGAAGAUCCGGAGCUGGAGGAGCUGCUGAGGCCCGUGGUGCUCGCGAACGUGGCCAUGCAGGAGCAGAAGGCAGCGGGCAGCUUCAGCAUGGGGCCCACCAACGCCAAGCGAGUGGCCUCCACUGGGAACUUCACCCCAGAGUGCCGACAGGAUAUUUAUCAGUACUUUCUCUCCAGUAUGGAUGCAUCUGAUGCAUCACUGCCCUUGCCCUGCAAGAGGCAGAUGGUGACCAUCAUGAAUCGCGGCCUCCGCAGCUGCCCGCAGCUGGCCUGGGGUCAGCUGGGCGCCCGACAGACUCUGGAGCUGCGGCGCCAAGCACGGCGCGCGGCGGCUGAGCAGUUGAACUCAGGUGGCGACCUGCUUGGCUUCCGCCGGCGGCUGGCGCACCGAGUUGCCUCUUACAACACCUUCACGAGCCUACAGACCGAGGCAAGAACUGCCUGGAGACGCGGUUAAUGGGUGGCCACAGUGUGAAGGUUUUCAAAAGCACAAGCAACACCCUGAAGCAGGCUGAGCCUGCUCCUGUAUUCGCAUGCCGUCACAAUAUCCGCGACGUGGGUUUGGGGAGGCUCAUGCCCGAAUUGAAAUGCUGCGGCCGGCGAAAGAGUCACGUUCGAAUGAUCCUGAAGGUCAAUGCCAUGCUUGCGGCGCUGGCCUGCUGCACAUGAGUGUGGG